Guyanagaster necrorhizus is the source of this 2010-nucleotide messenger RNA. Its product is annotated as AGC/Akt protein kinase. The transcript is spliced from 9 exons. Lineage: Eukaryota; Fungi; Basidiomycota; Agaricomycetes; Agaricales; Physalacriaceae. The coding region runs from base 57 to 1715 and encodes 552 amino acids. Gene Ontology annotation, biological process: protein phosphorylation. The record is from RefSeq and is a predicted model, not a curated record. Gene Ontology annotation, molecular function: ATP binding; protein serine/threonine kinase activity.
AUAACGGUCUUUCAUUUUUAGGAAAGCAGGCUUUCUACACUGUCUUUAAUCUCAUUAUGUCUUGGAAACUUGGCAGGAGCAAGAAGUCUUCAGUCUCCAAUCUGUUGACUGAAGACGUCAAUGCUCGUUCCGUCACCCCCACUCCCGGAAAUCCCGACGGCAUUCCCAGUUCAAGGUCUGGCCUUCUUGCUAUCCGCGUUCUAUGGGCAGAAGGUUUCGCUUUGCCUGCUGGCACUGCUACUCCCGCAGCAGUCCAAAAGGCAUUGUCAUCCCAGCAAGCGAAAGUUGCUUCAUCCGUUUCCCCCUCCAGUGUGCAACAAUCGAGACUUGCCAAGACCCGAGGGAAUCGGGAUAGCAUCCAGAGAACUCAAUGUUGGUGGCUUCCUUACCUCGUAAUGGAGUACGAAGUAAACCAAGUUCUCAUCAUACCCCUCGGUGGCGACCUCGAGAAACCAGUUUACAUGUAUCAAGUUCAUUUUGAUGUAUCUCGAAAUGCCGAAUUAUCCUUACAAUGCUAUCUCCGAGCCGAUGAGCCCAAACGUGGCAUUGACGGUAUAGCUGACGAUCUUGGAAAUGAUAUAUUUAUGGGAGGAAUUAAAUUUGUCCCGGACUUUGAGAAUAUGGGCACUCAGGACCAGUGGUAUGACAUCGUUGGCGGCACGGGCAAGAUUCAAAUUGGCGUCGCUUAUCAGCCCACUUAUGGAGGAUCUCUGACCGUUGACGAUUUCGAACUUAUCACCGUCAUUGGAAAAGGCAGCUUUGGCAAAGUAAUGCAAGUCCGAAAGCGAGAUACGUCACGUAUCUAUGCCCUCAAGACCAUCCGGAAGGCACACAUUGUUCAUCGAAACGAGAUAACACACACUCUCGCGGAACGACUUGUUCUCACUCAAGUGAACAGCCCAUUCAUCGUGCCUCUCAAGUUUAGCUUCCAAUCCGAACAAAAGCUUUAUUUGGUGCUCGCAUUUGUAAAUGGGGGAGAACUCUUCCAUCAUCUCCAGAGGGAACAGCGGUUCAAUGAAGAACGUUCUCGAUUCUACAGCGCCGAACUUUUGCUUGCUUUGGAGCAUCUCCAUGAGCUGGACGUCGUUUACAGGGACCUCAAACCGGAGAACAUUCUUCUGGAUUUCACAGGACAUAUUGCUCUAUGCGACUUCGGGCUUUGUAAACUCAACAUGAAGGCUAACGACAAGACAAACACGUUCUGUGGAACUCCAGAAUAUCUUGCACCAGAGAUCCUGAACGGUCAUGGGUACAAUAAGACGAUUGAUUGGUGGACACUGGGUGUUCUGCUCUACGAGAUGAUGUCCGGCCUUCCUCCCUUCUACGACGAGGUGACGGACAAAAUGUACGAAAAGAUUCUCCGAGACCCGCUUGUGUUCGGUCCAGAAAUCGGUGACGAAGCUAAGAGUAUCCUAACCAGCCUUCUGAACCGCGACCCUACUCAGCGACUGGGUGUUAACGGUGCGGAUGAAAUCAAGAAGCAUCCGUUUUUCCACAACCACAUCGAUUUCAAGAAAUUGGCUGAGAAGAAGAUUCAUCCCCCGUUCAAACCCAGUGUCACCAGUCCAGUGGAUGUUUCCAAUUUCGACACGGUCUUCACAACGGAAGCUCCUGUGGACAGUGUUGUAGAAGAUUCCAAUCUAAGUCAGACUGUUCAAGAUCAGUUCUCAGGUUUCUCUUACAACGGCACUAAUAUGCCUAUCAGCCCGGUCUGACAGCCAGUUAUUUACCCAUUUUAGAUUAUCAUAUACCUCGUUGAUCUGCUUACAUGCUCUGCGCUCUUGAUUUAUCUAUUGGCCUAUAUUAUAUUCCCUGUCCAUCAUUUGUACCUUAUGGCAUCUAGUCUUGCAUUGUCGUCACUCCCUGAUACCCUCGUUUGCUCCACUUACAUACAUUUACUGUUAAUUUAUAAAUCUAUUGUCAUUUGACCUUCACUAGGUUUUGGGGUGGAUAUAUCUCCUGCUAGUAUAGUCUAACACAGUACUCCCAUUCUGCCCACCGGUAACCGGU